UAGUGUAUGGAAAAGAGUGGUGGGGUUGGAACAGGUCCGAGUACAGCCAACUAUUUGAAAACAGUCUGGUUUCAUCGCUGUUAGAAGGCACAUUCAACAAUGAUUCAACAACUAUCUCUGCCAACAGGGAAAAGAAUGCCCAUUUUGGGAUUUGGAACUUGGAACGCAAGCGGGGAUGAGCUAGAAACAGCUUUAAAUGCAGCUCUGGAAGCGGGAUAUAGACACAUAGAUACAGCUACCGUGUACGAAAAUGAAAAAAUUAUUGGUAACGUGCUGAAAAAAUGGCUUGACUCUGGUAGAAUCAAACGGUCCGAUCUGUUCAUCGUUACUAAGGUCCCGCCUAGUGGAAACAGACCUGAAGGCGUAGAAAAGUGGAUUGAAAGAUCACUUUCUAACUUGCAAUUAGAUUAUGUCGAUUUAUAUUUGGUACACACGCCAUUUGCAUUCCAAGAUGCUGGAGAAGAAUUUCAUCCCGUUGAUGAGAAAGGAGAAUUCAAAAUUGAUAUAACUACGGACCAUUUGCAAAUUUGGAGAAAAAUGGAGGAGCAAGUGUACGAAGGACGUGCAAAAGCCAUAGGAUUGUCUAAUUUCAAUGUUGAACAAAUUAAAAAAAUACAAAAAAACGCCAAAAUACCCAUCUCAAAUUUGCAAGUCGAAUUGCAUGUAAAUUUUCAACAGAAAGAAUUGGUCAAGUUUUGUCAGGAUAACGACAUCAGCGUAACGGCGUAUGCUCCUUUAGGCACACGUGGCUUUAUCAACAAAAUAGGAAAGGGAGACGUUGUACCGGACUUAUUACAAAAUUUUACUGUGUUAGAAAUUGCGGAAAAGUAUGAAAAGACACCCGCUCAGAUAUUACUCAAGCACAUUAUCCAAAGGGGUAUUGCAGCCAUACCGAAAAGCGUCAAUGCAUCGAGAAUUAAAGAGAACAUCGAAUUAUUCGAUUGGGAACUCGAAGCUGAAGAUUUCGACAAGUUAAAUGAUCUUGACAUGGGAGAAUCCGCACGCAUAUGUGAUUUCAGUUUUUUCAAAGGUGUGUUAAAGCACCCAGAAUUUCCUUUCUAAGAUUUCCUUUUCAACAUUAUUUCUUAUAUAUGCUCCAUGUCUAUUCUUUUUUUAUUUCUCGUUGUUGUUACGUAUGCGUGAUAUAUACAAUAUAGUUUUGUGAAAUAACAAUCUUUAAAUUUUAACGAUUGUUAUUUCACAAAACUAUCAGAAUCCAAUAAGUAAUCAAUGUUUAUUUUAAUUGUCUUAUUUUGUUUUUUAUGUUAUAUAUGGCAAUUUAAAGUUUGUUAUUUCAUAUUGAAUUUUAUCGUAAUCUAGUAAAUAAUUAAUGCUUGUUGCAACUGUUGCUAUCUUAAACGUGUAUAUAUAUACACAUACACCCCUUGCUUCUACUGUUGUAAUUCUUACUGAGUCAAAUAAAAUUGUUUAACAAAUCGUUUGAUA
Molecule: messenger RNA, 1446 nt
Organism: Wasmannia auropunctata (little fire ant)
Lineage: Eukaryota; Metazoa; Arthropoda; Insecta; Hymenoptera; Formicidae
Product: 1,5-anhydro-D-fructose reductase
Exons: 4
Coding region: 100-1062 (320 amino acids)
Cellular component (GO): cytosol
Molecular function (GO): aldose reductase (NADPH) activity
Source: RefSeq, a predicted model, not a curated record